CAUGAUUAUUGAGACAUACUAAGCAAUAUGGAGUAAUAAUUAAUGCUCCCCCACCCCUCCAAUCACAAUAUCCUCGGGUAGUCACAUCCCAUCCCAUCCCAUACUAAUAAUGAUGGAGUAAAUCAGACCACGUACCUACCUACUACCUAUGGAGAAACAAACUUACUACUCACCGCUACACUCAUAUAUUCCGAAGAAAGAAACAGAGAAAUCACUCACUCAUCUAUGCUCUUACUCCGUACUUGACAACCUCUCCAGAACAGUAAUACUCUCAUUGACUCCCAACAAAUACACCAACCUUAGUAAGCACACCGCUACAUCCAUCCAUCCAUCCAGCCCACUCAACCGAACCGUGCCCAUCCAGCCCGUCCGUCUGUCAGGUACAAAAGCAAAAACCAAAGCAAAAAGCAACCUACUUUACGUGACGUGACCCCCUUGUGACCCUCCUAUGAACUAUCGCCAGCUGUGCCUGCAUCCCUCUUAUGUAAUAUCUUAAGCACUGUAAUUGGAUUAGUGCCUUACUGCCAGGUCAGCAGGCAAGGCUAGACCCGAAUCCGGGUUAGUCUUCGGGCCAGCACCCCCCGUAAACUUCGAGACAGAAUAAUAAUAACGACAUGGAAGGAAGCGAAGGAGAGAGAAAAAAGUGAGGCGGGAUUGUGGCUGGCUUGCUUGCUUGCGUGGGUAAUGGAAGGUUCCUGAAUGGAUGGAUGGAUGGAUGGAUGAAUGGGUGGUAAUUAUUUAGUACCUUUGCACAUAUAGUGCAUAGCUACAUCACUG
This is a messenger RNA of Aspergillus welwitschiae, 777 nucleotides long. RefSeq lists its product as uncharacterized. Lineage: Eukaryota; Fungi; Ascomycota; Eurotiomycetes; Eurotiales; Aspergillaceae. The transcript is spliced from 2 exons. The coding region runs from base 149 to 430 and encodes 93 amino acids. The record is from RefSeq and is a predicted model, not a curated record.